AUGAUGAAGUGUGGUUUUUGUGAUUGUUUUGGACCAUUUAUUCCAUUUCGUAAAAAAGAUGAAUUGGAUGUGCCUUUGGAUCAAAACACUCUGAACAGAUGUCUGGAACUUGUUCAGGCGCAUGAAGCACGACAAGAUAUGCUGCUGAAGAGUUCGGAACAUCAGCGACCAUUAAUAUCCACUGUAUGCGAAACUUGCGUUCCAUAUGGAAAUGAUAUGAAAAAAUUUCCUCAACCACCGCAUAAACCAAAUUUUUGGCAUGGCACUCCACCACCAUCAUACAGGUUGGUAAAUUGA
Messenger RNA from Thelazia callipaeda (thelaziosis nematode), 297 nucleotides. The record is from the annotation of a GenBank genome assembly. NCBI's taxonomy places the organism in Eukaryota, Metazoa, Nematoda, Chromadorea, Rhabditida, Thelaziidae.